AUGGCUCUGGACGAGUAUACCUACGUUUUUGCCAUUGGCACCAUCUUCGCCUUGUUGGAUGCCUACAACAACGGUGCCAACGAUGUGGCCAACUCGUGGGCAACCAGUGUGUCGUCCCGGUCCAUCACCUACAGACAGGCCAUGGUACUAGGAACCAUCUUCGAAUUCCUCGGAGCAGUCACCGUCGGUUCGCGAACCGCAGACACCAUCAAGAACGGCAUCAUUCCCAGCUCUGCCUUCCAGGGCAACGCUGGAGUCCAGAUGCUCGCCUUCACUUGUGCUCUGGCUGCCGCCUCGUCCUGGGUGAUGUGGUGUACACGACACUCGGCCCACGUCUCGUCCACAUACUCGCUCGUGUCUGCCGUCGCUGGUGUUGGCGUUGCUACUGCCGGUGCCUCUGAGGUCAAGUGGGGAUGGAACAAGGGUAAAGGUCUGGGUGCCAUCUUUGCUGGUCUGGGCAUGGCACCUGCUAUCUCUGCUGCAUUCGGUGCUAUCAUCUUUAUGUUGAUCAAGUGUGUGGUGCAUCUUCGCAAGAACCCCGUGCGCUGGGCUGUCUGGACCUCCCCGUUCUGGUUCCUCCUCGCUGCCACCAUCUGUACCCUGUCGAUUGUGUACAAGGGAUCUCCCAACCUGGGGCUGAGCAAGAAGCCCGCUUGGUAUAUCGCCGCCGUCACCCUCGGUACUGGCGGUGGUGUCUGCCUGCUGUCUGCUCUCUUCUUCGUCCCCUUUGUGCAUUCCAAGGUCGUCAGGAAGGACGCCUCCCUCAAGUGGUGGAUGUUCAUCUUGGGUCCUAUCCUGUUCACCCGCCCUGUGCCCCUGCAAGGAGAAGAGGCCAUUGUCCCCGACUACGCCGUUGUCCAAGAAGACGAGGAGGAGAUUUCCUCUGUCCGCUCCCCUGAGUCUAUCAACGAACACGAUGGCAAAACACGCGAAUCCGACGCCGCCAACGAAACUGAGAAGAGACUGGCCGUGGCCGAGACCAAAGCCACUCAGGAUGCAUACAAAGACCUCAUGGCGGACGGUGAAGCCCGGUUCCACGCAAAGCUCAGGAAAGGCCGUGGCCCCCUUGGCUGGGCCAUGCGCACCCUCCACGAGAACCCCAUGGGUGCUGGCCAGAUCUACGAGCUGCAAAACAUCAAGCUCAUGUUCAAGCGUCUUCCUCCCAUGAUCGUCGUCGGUGCACUCUACGGUCUGCACUAUGACAUCCACGCCGCGCAGUCUGGAAUUUCUGGAACCCCCGAGGGUGCCCGCAUGCAGCGUGUGUAUGCCAACGCCAAAAAGUACCCCAACGAGGUCGAGUAUCUGUACUCGUUCAUUCAGAUCAUCACAGCCUGCACUGCAUCCUUUGCUCACGGUGCCAACGAUAUUGGUAACUCGGUUGGUCCUUGGGCCGCCAUCUACUCGGCCUGGUCGACGGGUAGCCCUGCUGCUUCCAAGGCUGCCGUUCCUGUUUGGCAACUUGCCGUCCUUGCCAUUACCAUCUCUCUUGGUCUCAUCACCUACGGAUACAACAUCAUGAAGGUCAUGGGCAACAAAAUCACCUACCACUCCCCCAGCAGAGGCUGCUCCAUGGAAAUGGGCGCCGCCAUCACUGUCCUUGUCUUCUCGCAAUACUCCCUCCCCGUCUCGACCUCGAUGUGCAUCACCGGCGCUACCAUCGGUGUCGGUCUCUGCAACGGAACACUCAAGGCAGUCAACUUCCAGCGCUGCGGUCUGCUCCUGAUUUCAUGGAUCAUGACGAUUCCUAUCGCCGGUACUCUUGGUGGUAUCCUCAUGGGGCUGUUCCUGAAUGCUCCUCACUUUAGUUAA
Molecule: messenger RNA, 1809 nt
Organism: Aspergillus wentii DTO 134E9
Lineage: Eukaryota; Fungi; Ascomycota; Eurotiomycetes; Eurotiales; Aspergillaceae
Product: inorganic phosphate transporter
Exons: 3
Coding region: 1-1809 (602 amino acids)
Biological process (GO): phosphate ion transmembrane transport
Cellular component (GO): membrane
Source: RefSeq, a predicted model, not a curated record